Messenger RNA from Trichomycterus rosablanca, 1779 nucleotides. It is a transcript of the gene pah, whose product is annotated as phenylalanine hydroxylase. Gene Ontology annotation, molecular function: iron ion binding; phenylalanine 4-monooxygenase activity. Lineage: Eukaryota; Metazoa; Chordata; Actinopteri; Siluriformes; Trichomycteridae. The record is from RefSeq and is a predicted model, not a curated record. The coding region runs from base 51 to 1388 and encodes 445 amino acids. The transcript has 13 exons. Gene Ontology annotation, biological process: L-tyrosine biosynthetic process; L-phenylalanine catabolic process.
AGUUGAUCAGUAAAUUUCUGGAACCAGAGCAAAAAAGAAACUGAGAGAAGAUGGACGCGGCGUACAAGAGGGUGAACAGCGACAUGCAGAGCUCAAUGUACCUUGAGGAGAAGACUAACAAAACUGGUGUCCUGUCUUGCAUUUUCUCCAUAAAAGAAGAGGUGGGGGCACUAGCAAAAGCCCUAAGGCUUUUUGAGGAAAAUGGCAUCAAUUUGACACAUAUUGAGUCCCGGCCAUCACGCAUAAACAAGGGAGAGUAUGAGUUCUUCAUCAGUGUGGACACAGCCUGCUCCAAGGUUUUGGAUGAGGUAAUCAACAGUCUGCGUGUCCAAAUUAGCGGACAAGUGCACGAGCUGUCAAGAAACAAGCAGAAAGACACAGUGCCAUGGUUUCCCAAAAACAUCCAGGACCUGGACAGAUUUGCCAACCAGAUUCUAAGCUAUGGAUCUGAGCUGGAUGCCGAUCACCCUGGCUUUAAAGACGAGCUCUACAGGGCCAGGAGAAAGGAAUUUGCUGACAUUGCCUACAACUACAGACAUGGUCAGCCCAUCCCAGGUGUGGAAUACACAGAGGAGGAAAAGGCUACAUGGGGAACAGUAUUCCGAGAACUGAAAACCUUAUACCCGACACACGCAUGUCGCGAACACAACCGCGUCUUCCCACUGCUGGAGGAGUACUGUGGCUACCAUGAGGACAACAUCCCACAGCUGGAGGAAAUCUCCAUCUUCCUGCAGUCAUGCACUGGUUUUCGACUUCGCCCUGUGGCAGGGCUGCUCUCAUCUCGUGACUUCCUGGCUGGUCUGGCUUUCCGUGUGUUUCAUUCCACCCAGUACAUCCGACAUGGCUCCAAGCCCAUGUACACACCUGAGCCUGACAUCUGCCAUGAGCUUUUGGGCCAUGCUCCACUGUUUGCUGACCCCAGUUUUGCUCAGUUCUCACAGGAAAUUGGCCUAGCUUCCCUAGGUGCCCCUGAUGAGUACAUUGAGAAGCUUGCUACGGUAUACUGGUUCACUGUGGAGUUUGGGCUUUGCAAGCAGGGCAAUGAAAUAAAGGCCUAUGGAGCAGGUCUGCUCUCAUCAUUUGGAGAGCUGCAGUACUCUUUGACUGACAACCCAAAGAUCUUGGACUUUGAUCCAGAGAAGACCUGCAUACAGAAAUACCCCAUCACUGAAUUUCAGCCACUUUACUUUGUGGCUGAGAGCUUUGAGGAUGCCAAAAACAAAGUCAGGAAGUAUGCUGCUACAAUUCCUAGACCAUUCUCUGUGCACUACAAUGCCUAUACUCAAAGCAUUGAGGUUCUGGACAACACUAAGCAACUGCACAACCUGGCUAACAGCAUCAGUAGUGAGAUAGAAAUCCUGUGCAAUGCUUUGGAGAAGCUGGAUUAAGACAUCGUAAUAACGGACAUAUUUCCAAAUGAUGAAGAAAACAAUUCCAAAGAAUGAAAAACACAAUUUUGUAAUUUGAGAAAAUGAAUUGUUAAUCAAAGUUUUAACAAUUUUAAAUAAAUUAGAUUAGAUUAGAAUUAGAAUAAAUUAGAGACUAUGGAAGUAAUCAUUUUAUAGUGUUGUAGAAAAAUGUUUACACUCUGUAUUUAAGCUUUACUUUAUAGAUUCAGACAACUGUAGUAGUUUAGAAAUUAAAACCAGUUACAACAAUUUGAUCUUACCUGGUUAUAUGUUUACUAUUAUCAGAUGUGACAUCAUAAAGUCUAUGAUUUUUAAAAAGCCUUUAAACCUAAUAGUAUGUAUUGGGCCAAAAAUAAAUUAUUCAAGUGUU